Messenger RNA from Musa acuminata AAA Group (dessert banana), 890 nucleotides. RefSeq lists its product as uncharacterized. The record is from RefSeq and is a predicted model, not a curated record. Lineage: Eukaryota; Viridiplantae; Streptophyta; Magnoliopsida; Zingiberales; Musaceae. The transcript is spliced from 9 exons. The coding region runs from base 84 to 746 and encodes 220 amino acids.
ACCUUUCGGUGAAUUGUGAGAACUAAUAUGUAUCAUCCCGCUCUUGGCCGCGUCUCGCCCUUCGUCUUCCCAUCGCCGGCCCAAUGUCCUUCUCGCCACCACUGCGGUGCUUCCGGAUCCCGUCACCAUUAGUCUCGCGCUGCGUUCGAUCAUCGCCGUGGAGCUCUUUUAGGGUUUCGGCCGGCGCCUUAGGUAGAAGGUCGUACAGUUCUUCUUCUUUGCGGAGAAUCGUGACUGCCAAUCUGGACUUCGAUAACGAGCCUGGCGAUGGAAAGGUGGAGGACGCUCGUGCUGGGGAUGUGAAGGAACUGUCUUCUGAUAUCCGUGAUAGAAAGAACGGGAAGAAAUCGUUAAAAGCAUUUUCACCAAAUGAGCUACUGCAGAGGUUAAAGAGAUAUGGAGUUGCAGGAGUACUGUCCUAUGGGCUACUUAAUACUGUAUACUAUUUCACAACAUUUUUACUGGUUUGGUUUUAUAUUGCCCCGGCACCUGGAAAAAUGGGCUAUGCUGCAGCAGUUGAAAGGUUCCUGAAACUGCUGGCGACGAUCUGGGCUGGGAGCCAAGUCACCAAGAUUGUACGUGCAGGAGGGGCUCUUGCAUUAGCUCCUUUUGUUGACCGAGGACUAUCCUGGUUCACAGUCAAGUUCAAGUUCGAAUCAAAGGAACAGGCAUUUGCAGUAAUUGCAGGUUUGUGUUUCGGCCUGGCCCUUGUUCUGUUCUUUGGAUUGACCUUGCUUUGGGCAUAGCUGCCUUUUCUUCAUUUGUUAGAGGCGUUUAAAAAAUACGCAAGAGAUCAAGUAUUUCUUAAUCAGACCCCUGAGGCUGAACAAUACAAAAUUUUUCAUGUUAUGGUUGACAAAAAUCAUAUAAUUAUUUUCAAGAUGCUCAAA